This is a messenger RNA of Plasmopara halstedii, 312 nucleotides long. Its product is annotated as tRNA endonuclease-like domain. Lineage: Eukaryota; Oomycota; Peronosporomycetes; Peronosporales; Peronosporaceae. Bases 1 to 312 code for a protein of 103 amino acids. The record is from RefSeq and is a predicted model, not a curated record. The transcript has a single exon.
AUGUUUGCAGAUUUGGCCAUUUGGUCCGAGCUUGCAAUGCGGGUAGACGUACAAGAUGUGGAGAGUGAGCACGAAAAAGCAAUUUUUCUUUGUGAGUGCAAGUAUUGGGACAAGAACGUGGAUAUAUCUGCAAUGAGAGCGAUCAUUGAUGGACUGAACCAGAAAUGGCAAUUGGAGGUCGUGCUGCUUUUUUGUAUGAAGCUGGCAAGUUACUGUAAGGAAUGGGAAAAUCCAGACAUUGGAUGUGUCAAAGUUGAUUUUUCAACCCAACCGAAACAAUCGAAGACGUCUGCUCGUCGAAACAUGCAAUAA